Messenger RNA from Helicoverpa armigera (cotton bollworm), 2494 nucleotides. RefSeq names its product vacuole membrane protein 1 (gene Tango5). Gene Ontology annotation, cellular component: endomembrane system; membrane; endoplasmic reticulum. The record is from RefSeq and is a predicted model, not a curated record. Gene Ontology annotation, biological process: autophagy; Golgi organization. The transcript is spliced from 10 exons. Lineage: Eukaryota; Metazoa; Arthropoda; Insecta; Lepidoptera; Noctuidae. Bases 250 to 1629 code for a protein of 459 amino acids.
UUGCAGGACAUUUUCCUUAGUGUUGGCAACAAUUUUCCAUACUUCAACAUUUUGCUAUUCACGGGGAGAUAUUGUGUGAAAAAAAAUAUUGUUUCAUGAAAAAUAAAUAUAAAUUGAAUGAAAUACACAUUGAGAAUCGUUAACCGAAAACUGUUCUUGAUUUACUGCGAAUGCAAGAAGACAAGGAUUACAUAAAAAUAGAAGAUACAACAAAAAUAUAAAAAGCGCAAUAAUAAUAUUAAAUCAAAUAUGGCGGGUACAAGACGAGCUCGUAAUAAUGCCAAUUCAGUGGUCAUACCCCGUCAGAACUCUGUGUCUGACAAUGGAAGGACCCGUCAGAACCUUAGUCCUGAGGCAUUAGCAGCUAUGAAUAAGGAACAGCUUCGAGCCGAGUGCAGGAAAAGGGGCCAGCGGGCUACGGGCAACAAAAACGAGCUGCUCGCCCGUCUCGGGUACUACAAACUGGCGGCGGCGGUGCAGACUGACACCGACCAGCGCCCGCGCAACGGACUCCAUCAUCCGCAUCCUAAGGAGAUCAGCAGAAACAAAAACACAACAAUGGACAGUGAGAGCCUGGUGCUAUGGAGGCGGCCCCUCACCACACUGGAGUACUUCUUCAAGGAACUGAUCAUAUUGAUCUCCACAGGAUUACAGAGAUUAUUAGCGUACAGACUGUUGGCGCUAAGUAUAUUUGUAGCAAUAUUAGGCACAGUUGUAUCUUACUACGUAAGCGGGCCACAUCAGCCUUAUGUACAGGUGGUAGUAGCCAGCCUAGCAUGGUGGGGCUGGUGGGUGGUGCUGGGGGUGUGCAGCUCGGUGGGGCUGGGCACGGGGCUGCACACGUUCCUGCUGUACCUCGGGCCGCACAUCGCGCGCGUCACGCUCGCCGCCUACGAGUGCGGGGGGCUCAACUUCCCCGAGCCGCCUUAUCCUAACGACAUAAUAUGUCCCACAAACAUCGACCCCAACAGCCCAGUGACGAUAUGGAACAUAAUGUCUAAGGUCCGCAUCGAGUCCAUGAUGUGGGGCAUAGGCACGGCGCUGGGGGAGCUGCCGCCGUACUUCAUGGCGAGGGCCGCCCGCCUGUCCGGGGGCGGAGUCGCCGAGUUAGCUGCUAAUGAUGACUCUAGGACUGGCAGGGCAAAAAUAAUGGUCCAAAAGCUAGUCCAGAAAGUAGGCUUCGCAGGCAUAUUGGCCUGUGCUUCAGUCCCCAACCCCCUGUUUGACCUCGCAGGCCUUACUUGUGGGCACUUCCUCGUGCCUUUCUGGACUUUCUUCGGAGCCACAGUCCUGGGCAAAGCGGUUAUAAAGAUGCAUAUACAGAAGAUGUUUGUUAUUAUAGCGUUUAAUGAGACUUUGGUUGGCCAAGUCCUUUCCUGGGUAGAAAGGAUACCCUACAUCGGGCCAAAACUUGAAGCGCCUUUACUAGAAUUCCUUCGAAAUCAAAAGGCUCGUUUACACAAAAACGACGCCUCAACGCCUUUGGAGAACCAAGGCUCGGUCUUGUCAAGUCUUUUAGAGAAAUUUGUACUAGCCAUGGUGGUUUACUUCGUAGUGUCAAUAGUGAAUGCUCUUGCGCAGAAUUAUAGUAAGCGUGUGGGGAAGAAGAAGGGGAAGAAGAGGGAAUAGGGACUGCGGGGGACGGCCGACGCUCAAUGUGCUAUCGCGCGGCGGCGGGCAUCGGACCGCCUGCGCCGGCGUCGGUAGUAGCGACACUACACGCGAUAUACGUGAUAUACUCACGAUACGCGUUACACCUUACAUGACACAUGAUACGAUACACGUUGCUAGAUACGUGUUACAUGCAACUCGUUGCGUUACGUGAUAUAACUUACAUACGUCUAACGUUAAGCCCCAUAUUCAUGUUCAACUUUUGUUUAGCAACAGUUGACUAACGUAACAUUGUUGAUGAGCAACAAAUAUGUUGCUGGAAAUAAGUUUACCUUUAGCCUUUUAUUAUGAAGUCUUUAAAUUGCCAACUGUUGGUUGAUGCAUAAACAAAAGUUUACCAUGAAUACGGGGCUUUACGUGUUAGUUAAUGUAAGCACGUUGAGCAAUAGCAUAUUGCGCAAUAAAUGUUGCAUGUAACACGUAACACGCCGUAACAUCUGUCUACCGUUCUAUGGCGUUCACUAUAACUUAGAUAUUAUUAAAUAUUGUAUUGUACAUAACAUAAAUGAAAGCUUGUCUUAACAUAAAAUGGCUGGGCAUUUUGUUUAAUAAAAUUUGCAAAUAAGAUAACAAAAAGAGCUAUUAAUAUUACCAAAGAGACGCCAUUUGAAAAGAACGGUAGAUACACCAAUAUAAUAUGUACAUAAAUAUACUAUUGAAGUAAAAGAACACCAGAUUGAACCGAAAUUCUAAAUAAAAUGGAUAUUUUGCAGUGUUACAGUUGUUAAACCAUAAUGUCAGUAAUUUGGGCAGUUUUUAGUGUUAUCAGUAAUUUUAUGGUCAGGCUUAUAAUAGUUAACUUAUGGAUAUUUUUUGGGAACCU